Messenger RNA from Microthlaspi erraticum, 579 nucleotides. The record is from the annotation of a GenBank genome assembly. NCBI's taxonomy places the organism in Eukaryota, Viridiplantae, Streptophyta, Magnoliopsida, Brassicales, Brassicaceae.
AUGGAGGACAAAAAGAACACGUACUUUGCAUCUUUCACCGAAAGAGUCGGUGAAAAUAUUAUUGAGGAAAUGAGGAAAACCACACAAGAGGAAGAGCAAAAUAUUCGGGCAAGCUACGCGGAGUCCACAAUCGAAUAUAUAACAUCUAAUGAUUUCGUGGACCUUAUUCUUCGUGAUUCAAUUUUCAUCAUGGAGUUCAGUAUCAAACUUCAAGAAUUUCGUGGAAGUUCAGAUGACCUGAUUGUCGGCCGCCAAAUUUACACUUCAAUAGUGAUAGCAGAUCUCAUCAUGCUCGAGAACCAACUUCCCUAUUUCAUUUUUGAUAAAUUGUUUGGUCCCUAUUCGAUGGCAUUCUGUGCAUUUGAGACGCCUGACCGACUCAUCCUGGAAUUAUUUUCCUUGCACACGAAAAUUAAAACAACUACAAAAUUCAACCAUUUCACAGACAUGUUCCGAUGUGUUUAUGAGGAAUCGCUUGACCAAUCUCUACAGCUAAACGACUCGAGUAUGCCAGCUAUCAGGGAGAUGAAGAACGCCGAUAGCCUAUCCCGUGUAGGAGUGGAAUUCAAGGUAAACUGA